Molecule: messenger RNA, 1065 nt
Organism: Stylonychia lemnae
Lineage: Eukaryota; Ciliophora; Spirotrichea; Sporadotrichida; Oxytrichidae
Source: the annotation of a GenBank genome assembly
AUGCUGGCUGAUCCCCUUAGAGAAAAUGAUAACUACAAUCCUGAUUCAAACAUCGAGCAAACUUAAUUUCUAGGGAAUAAAUCUUUUAGAUUUACUUCUAAUAGCCUCGAGAGAGCUUAGGAAUCAUAAUAUAAGAAUUCAUACUAUGAAACAAACCCAAGUCUCUUGUUUACUGGUAAGACCUAAGAGCAACUUAUGAACUUAAGGCCAAGGGAGCAUGAUAAAGAACUUGGUCCUGCAUCAUUUAGAUAUGGUACAAAAACAAGUAUUGAAAGAAUCUAUGAUACUUUAUAAAAAAGGAAUAACUCUUUAAUAGAAUAAAGUGAGAUCUUGGAUAAAAAGAAAAUACGGAAGCUAAAAAAUAAAAUGGAAAAUAAUUAUUCUUCGACCUUAGGAAUAAAUAAUGAACUCAAUAUAACUCAAAGAUCAAAAAUGGUGAAAGGAGAUAUAUUUCCUGAAAUUGUUAAACCUUCUGAUAUAAUACCUUCUCUUCAUUAGAAGACUCAUUUUAAAGCAGCAACAUCGAUAUUUUUGAAUCAUUAAGGCUCUCUUGAGGACAAAGACAAAUCAAUUGAGAAAUUACUAAAUGAUUUUUCAGUUAAAAGAAAUCUCUAAUAAAUAAUAACAUCAGAGGGUCCUUAACUAGCUACUAAUAAAUUGAAUCUAUAGGCUUAAGCGCCUAGAAUAAAGUUCAAGAAUACUAAAACCCCAGAUCCAAUCAGAAAUAGAUCAAACCUGAAUUAAUCUCGAAAUCAAAAUGGUAUAUUGGAAUCAGGAACUUACAAUAUUUAAAAUAGGCACUCUGAUAAGAGUGAGCUCAUUAAAAUGAUAUCUGAUGAGAGUAAGACUAUCAGCUCUAAUAUUGUCACGCAAUAGAUGCUAGUGAAUUGCAAAGUUAUGAGAUCUAAAAACUUCAAUGUUAAUCCACUUAUUGCAAAGUCAAAACUUACUAGCCUAAUUUUACAGAAGCACGCCUAGAGAGAGAUAAACAAGAGUACAGGCUAGAAAUUAGAUACGAGAAACAAUAAUAAAAUACCUUUUGAUAUGAAUAAUACCCUAUUUUGA